UGCGCAGACCGCCGGUUUAGUUCAGCUGAUAAAUUUUGCCGGUUUGCCAGCAGCUGCCACCAUGUUUAGUUUCCACAAGCCUAAGGUGUACCGUAGCAUCAGCGGCUGCUGCAUAUGUGGUGCCAAGUCGUCCAGCUCCAGAUUCACGGACAGUGCCAAAUACGAGGUGGAGUUCCAGAAGUGCUUCAAGCUGCACGAGGAGCGCAGCGGGGAGAUCUGCAACGCCUGCGUCUUGCUGGUCAAGCGCUGGAAAAAACUGCCCAAGGGCACAGACAGAAACUGGCAUCAUGUUGUGGAUGCCAGGGCAGGACCCGGGACCAAGACCAUCCUCAAAGCCAAGUUCAAGUCCAAGCUGAGCAAGCGGCCGAACAAGCGCCGGCACCUGCUGGCCAAGAAGAAGAUGGGCCUGCUGCGCAAGAGCAGGAGUGGGGAGGGCUCGGACGACGUCAGUGGUGAGGAGCACAUGAGUGACAAGUCCCCCUGGUCCAGUGCCACGCCCUCUCCAGCUCUCAGCGACCAAUCAGACGAGUCGAUGUCGGCCUGCGAUGUCGACAUCAAACCAUCGAAAUGCAAAGACAUUCCAUAUCCCGUCUCAUCAUUCCUCAACACCAGCUACUGGAGAAGAGAGGACAUCUGCUGCGGCAUCAUCUUCAAAGGCUCUCGAGGGGAAGUUGUGAUCGACCCUCGCUUGCUCCGGCCCUGCCAGGCAUGCAGAAGCUCCACAACCCCCAACACACCCUCCAAGAGCAGCAGCAACCCCCUUACCAGCCACGGAGCUUCCGAGAAAAACAUUUCCCCCCAUACAAUACCCCCAUUUGGAAGCAUGGAAGGUAGAACAAAAAUGUCUUCCAGUUUUUUGUAGGGUUGUAUGACAGAAUAUUUUUUAACCUUAUUUCUUUUCCCUUUUUUAUCGUAGCCAUUGUUUAGCUAGAUAGGUGCAAGAUCUGGAUCCCUUAUAUGGUCAUUCUAUAUUACUGGUAGGUUCAGAAUGACCAAAUAUGGAACAGGGUACUUACCAAAAGUUUGCAAACCCGUUGUUGGUUUGAUAUAUAGAAUUUAAGCGCAAGAUUUCUGCAUUUUUCAGUGGUUUUUAUUUUUAAUAUCUCUCUCAGUUUUGCUUCGGAAAAUCAAGAUUAAAAGACAUAAAUGUCUUUAAAUACACGGCAAAAUUUUUUGAUGGGCAGAUACAAUAGCAACCAGCAUAUGCUGGCUAAAGAUGUGUUGUAACACCCCUCUUCUCACAAUGGGUCAGUCUAGAAGCUGUCAUGCCCUGACAGAAAUGUGGACUAUUCCAUUUCUGUAUAGGUAGGAUGCGAAAGGAUAUAAAGUGCAUAACUUCUCAGUGAGAGUGCAAUCCGUGAUUCUGCAAAAAAAAACAUCAUUAAGUUGCGAUGUCUGUAACACCCCUUUCUCACAGUGGACCAGUCCAAAAGCUGUCAGAUCUGACAGAAAUGUGGACCGUUCCAUUUCAGCAUGGGUAGGUUUCUGUGGAAGAUCUCUGAACUGUCAUGCAAUAAGACAAAAUGCCAGACAAUCUGUGCCUUGAGGAAUCACAGAGUGCCACGUCCAUAAAUACUGUAACUCGAAGUUUUCCUCAUACAGUCAUCGUAUCAUCCUCUUAACCCUUGUCCUGCACAGCCCAACAAUUGUUGUUUUGCACAUACAGUACCAUCUAUGUAACACUCUGGAUAGGUACAAUUUGGGGG
Messenger RNA from Branchiostoma belcheri (Belcher's lancelet), 1706 nucleotides. RefSeq names its product protein FAM60A-like. Gene Ontology annotation, biological process: negative regulation of cell migration. The coding region runs from base 62 to 862 and encodes 266 amino acids. NCBI's taxonomy places the organism in Eukaryota, Metazoa, Chordata, Leptocardii, Amphioxiformes, Branchiostomatidae. The transcript has 5 exons. The record is from RefSeq and is a predicted model, not a curated record.